This is a messenger RNA of Letharia columbiana, 2622 nucleotides long. RefSeq lists its product as uncharacterized. The record is from RefSeq and is a predicted model, not a curated record. The transcript is spliced from 2 exons. Bases 1 to 2622 code for a protein of 873 amino acids. NCBI's taxonomy places the organism in Eukaryota, Fungi, Ascomycota, Lecanoromycetes, Lecanorales, Parmeliaceae.
AUGGCACCAAAUCGUCAAUUUCCUAGGGGUACGAAACGAAUCCACUCAAACUCUUCGCCCGAAGGCAAACGCCAUGGCAAUGAAAAGUUCUCUGCCGAUGACACAACUCAUUGGAUGAAGGGCCAAUUCUUCUCUCAUGUUGGAUCGAGCCUGGAUGCUCUUCGCAAUGCUACGGCAGAGCGAGUGCCGGACAAUCACGCUCGCGAGCAGCUUCUACAAGACGAGCUGAUCAAGGUUGGCGACUAUGUCAAUCAAUACUUGUCGGACUCAAAGCAUGUGCAUCCAGUCUUUCAAUCGUCGAAGAAAACUCCGCAACAGUGCUGGGAACUUGUGGCGCAUUACUGGCCAGACCCUCAAAUAACGGCAGCCCAGAUACAAAGCUUGUAUGAGGCCUCAAAACAAGCGAUACUGCGACCUUUCCUCAAAACCAGCCUUGGCGGAUUGGCUCCUGAGACACGCCAGCAAGUCUACCGCAACUUAUUGGCUGGACCUUCUCCAUUUGCCGGCUGGGACUACCGUGCCCUGAGCACCAUUACCCUCGAAAGACCUCCAAUAUCGCUCGCAACCUUCGUCGACCUCAAGGCUUCAUGUCUCACGGUCCUGGAGGCCUGUCGUCAGAUCUACCUAGAAGCCUUUCCGAUCUUCUACGCUUGCAAAUCCUACUAUCUAGCCAACUUCCAAGACUUAGCAACAUUCUGCAAGCUUGGUCGCGGUUUGCAAGUAGGGCCUCGGCUAUUCCAGGUCGAUACAAUCACCUCAUUGUGUCUCAAGGAUCUUGUCAUAAACAGGCAAAAGUGGAACCCCCAGCAGAUUGAGGAACUGAUGUCCCGAUGUUCUACCUUUAAUCGCGAGCAGCUCGAAGCGGCACGGACUAACGAAAUAGACUUCGACCACGUCCUUGUAGACUUGGAGGACAUGAUAAGUCUUCGCAAGAUCUGUCUCUGCAUGCGUGUUGGCCAAGAGUGGGAACAUCUUGAAUUUCUGUUCAACAUAGGGGGAUUGAGGCGCGGAGUGAUGAGGUUUGUGGAUGACUUCCAUUGGACCAUAAGUUCGCAGAACGUGUUGGGAGACGAUUGGAACAUCCAGUACGCUGCCUUCCCCAACACUUUUUACAAAAGAGGGAAGAACUUUGAACUAUUGGAUUAUCACGAUGUCUCAAUUCAGGGAGAGAUUUUGAAAAUUGACUCCCGCGCUUCGGAUCUAGUGGCAGAUGAUGAACGUUGGGUUGAGGUUAAUAUCGGGUCGCGCGACUUUGAGGAAGGGGUACCAGACUGGGACCCACCAGAUGUCGUUCCAGGUCAGGUGUCGGAAAACCAACAAGCACUACGAGGCGGACAAACCGUUGAUCUUUCGUCGGACAAUGGGUCAGAUCAUGGGUCUGAGAACCUGCAAGGAUCGGUGGAUUGGGGGAAAGAUGGUACGCAAACGGACAAUGAGCCAGAUCGGGAAUCUGGGUAUUUACGAGGACAGCCAGAUGGGGAGAAAGAUACGAUCCAAAUAGACAAUGAGCAAGAUCAAGAAUCUGAGGACUUGCAAAGACAGCCAGAUGGGGUGGAAGAUGGUGUCCAACUGGAUAUUGAGCAAGAUCAGGAGCCGAUGGACCUGCGAGAACAGCCAGAUGGGAAGAACGAUGGCGCGAAAAUGGAUGAUGAGCCAGGUCAAGAGUCUGGCUAUCCACAAAAGAUUGCAGACGGAGAUGAACACAAUUCCCAAGCCGAAUCUGAUGCAAAUUGGGAGUCGGGGUUAUUGCAAGAACCGUCUAGCGAAGACCACACCGGUGCCUCAACUGAGAUUGUACCAAAGGAGGAGUUGGAGGGUCUUCAAAGUCCCCUCAACAUAAAAAUUCAUAGUCCUUCGACAGCAACCGAAUCACAGCAAGGACUGGAAGAUUCUGGAGAGUUGGUGGACGGCAAAUUCGCCUACGUGCAGGCGGGAACGGGCUCUCUCCAACCCCCAGCGAUCGUUUCAAAAGUGGGAGACAAAGACAGUCUCGAAGCCCGGCCAGAAGAGAGGACGCAAGUGACGACAGAGCACUAUUCAGUAUUUCAAUACCGAAAUCACUACGAUGCUCAGACUCAGACAGUGCCAGUGCAUACUGAACAUUGCAAUGCUGGGACUCAAACAAAGCCAGUGGAUUUUGCAGAAGUCUUGCGAGGUGAAAGCCAAAUGGCUACUGUUCCUUCUCAGAAUGAUGUGACUUCAGGUAAACGUGCAGUGUACCGGCCAAGAUUACAAGAUGGACAUAUCCAGCCGAGAUCAAAGCCAAUCGAGAAGGCCCAUAACUCGGAAAAGUCUGCGAAGCCGCUUCAGAAGAUCAAGAAGUCUCCGAUUCUGCUGCAGUCAUCCCCGGACCCCGGCAAUUCUGCAAUCCCUGAGAAAUCAAAGACGCACAUCGCAAACGUGGACAAGAGUUCGACUCCAAAGGCAAAGCGCCAAUCUCUGCCGACUCCGCACCCAAAACCUUCUUUGAACGGAUGCAUUCGAGUGGCUGCGCUCAUGCUUGCUCUGGCUCUAUUGUACGUGGUUCUGUACGCAAAGCUGGAGAACACAUUGGGACAACUACUCGCUCUGCUUCUGUUUGUUCUACUAUUCUUCGUAGCCCUGUGGUCAGAGAGCGACUGA